Messenger RNA from Acanthochromis polyacanthus (spiny chromis), 4816 nucleotides. RefSeq names its product USP6 N-terminal-like protein. Lineage: Eukaryota; Metazoa; Chordata; Actinopteri; Pomacentridae. The record is from RefSeq and is a predicted model, not a curated record.
AUGCUGACUAGCAGCAUCUACAAAAGUCAUCGACCGGCUUCGGCUUCAUGCACGAGGACGAGCUGCCGGCCCGCGACUGCACAUGAAGAGAAGAAAUGGCUGAAGAUGGUGAAGAAGUGGGACAAAUACAAGAACAGUGACAGGAUGGUGAAGCGGGUCUACAAGGGCAUCCCCCUGCAGCUCCGAGGCCGCUGGGCGCUGAUGCUGGACGUGGAGAGGACCAAGAAGGAGAACGAGGGCAAAUACGAGAUAAUGAAGGAGCAGGCGAGGCUGUGCUCGUCUGAGAUCAAAACAAUCGACCUGGACAUCAACAGAACCUUUCGGAACCACAUCAUGUUCAUGGAUCGCUUCGGAGUCAAGCAGCAGUCUCUCUUCCAUGUCCUGUCUGCAUAUUCAGUCUACAACACAGAGGUGAGCUACUGUCAGGGUAUGAGUCAGAUCGCCGCCCUGCUGCUCAUGUACAUGAACGAGGAAGACGCCUUCUGGGCGCUUUCACAGCUGCUGACCAACCAGAGACACGCCAUGCACGGCUUUUUCGUACCCGGUUUCCCCAAACUCCAGCGGUUCCAGACGCAUCACGACCAGAUUAUCUCCAAACUCAUCCCCAAGCUGAAGAAACAUCUGGACAGAGAGCAGAUGUCUGCAGGGAUCUACAGCACCAAGUGGUUCCUGCAGUGUUUCAUCGACAGGACGCCGUUCACCCUGACCCUCCGCCUGUGGGACAUCUUCAUCCUGGAGGGCGAGAGGCUGCUCACCGCCAUGUCCUACACCAUCCUCAAGACACACAAGAAGCGUCUGUUGAAGAUGUCGCUGGAGGAGCUCAGAGAGUUUCUGCAGGAGAGAAUCGCUCAGACUUUCUUCUACAGCGACGACGUGAUCAUCGAGCAGCUGCAGGCCGCCAUGACAGAGCUGAGGAAGAUGAAGCUGGACCUUCCUCCUCCAGGGAAGCCAGAUGAGUUGCCUCGUAAGCCGCUGGGUCAGGAGCUGCCGGUGCUGCUGAGUCCGGUCCAGGCCUCCAGAGGGAAGCCGUCCUCAGCCAGCAGGUUCCCCAGAGCGGGCCUGAGCCUCCACAUCAUCUCCCACCAGCCGGACUCCAUCUCCCCGGACCAGAGCCCCUCCAAGGACCCACGGGAUCUGGAUGCUGUGGACCAGGAGGACGUCCCGCUGCCUUCCCCAGAUCCCAUCAUCAUCCACAGCCAGGCCCCGCUGACUCCCGACGGCUCCCCGCUCACCGGGCCCCCGCCUUACCGGCCGCCGGGGAGCCAGUCAGAGGAGGCGGCGGAUCAUCUAUCUGCACUGCCAGACCAGGAAGGAGACGAAACGCAGCCUGACGUCUCUACAGCUCCUCCCUCACCUCCAGAAAUAACCGAUGCCUCUACAGACGACACCUCUUCAGCUGCUCUGCUCUCCUUCAGGGUCCCGCGGACUCUCUCGGCUCCCGUCGCCCAGGCGGCCUCACCGGCUUCUGGUCUGACCCAGUCGGAGAGUCUGUCGGCGGCAGAGAGAGCCGAGGAUGACUACCUGGCCCAGCUGCUGGAGCAGGCCUCAGCUCUGCCCUCCAACAGGAAACAGGACUCAGAGGAAACAGCAGACAUCUCAUGAAAAGAGCAUUUAAAAAAAAGAUUUAUGAUGUGCUUCUAUAUGUAAAAAGGUCCGUUUUGGUGGUUUAUGUUAAUUUGGUACCACCGGAGAACAACUUAUGAGUCAGAUUUACAGUGUUGAGCAAUAAUUGCUUUAAAAAGUGACCAAUAUUGAUGAAAUUUGUGAAUUUUAAAGAGGUAAUAUGUAUAUUAUCCGACUUUCUAAAACGUUUUGUAGUGACUGUAAGAAGCAGUUUCCUCCUUUUAAGGUAUUUAAAUCAGUUUUCAUGUGAUGCGACAGUCUGACUGUCGCCUCGCCUCCUCUGUAGGUGUUAAACUGUCACCUGAAGUGCAACAACAAACAUGUUUGAAAAUGUCAGUGAAGAUUCUCAGUCAUCCAGGUCAGCUCACUCGUAGGUGAAGUCAACAUGCGUCUGGUCCGAAAACACUCACAUUAUUUAUCGAGGAUUUGUGAAUUUCAGCAUUUGUAGAGACGAAUGCGUCCUUGAAGGAAACCUUCACCUUGCUGCAGCUAAAUCCUGAUGUGCCCUUUUCCACACUCUUUUAUUUUCAAGAAAAUAAGGCUUUUUAAGGAUUACACAAGUCUGUCUUAACACAACUCUCACAUGUCAGUGAGUAUCCUGAAAGAAUGAUGAAUGAAUAUUUAAAUGUCCAAAUAACCUAGACAGGUAAUUUACCAAGGUUUUGUGGGUAAAAUUUAACUGUAUCAUUAUACAAAACUUCAACUUUAAUAUCAUAAUGAUAUUCACCUAAAUGGAGUGUUCUUUUUCUGCAAAAGAAAACUAAAAAAAAAAAAAAAAAAAUCAGUACCUGUUUACAGUGACUACAGUUGUGUGAAUGUUAGAGGGUAGAAAUAAACAGCAGGUGGCGCCAAUUCUGCAAUUAAUGCCAUUGAACCAUAAAAAAUGGAAUUAAAGGAGCUCCCGUCCAACCCUUAUAUAGUAAAAAAUGAGGGUUAGUUUCUUGCAUUACCACCCAAAAGCCCUUUUUUCCAGUUCAGCACUGCACACUGUUAAUAAAGAUGAACAUAUUUGAUUUAGGAAAGUCUCAUCUUUGCAAAGCUAGCAUAAAUAUUCUUUUAUUUAUUAUUUUUUUGCACAACAAGACCCUAAACAUGUGCUAUAUAUCAAUAAAUGUUACAUAAUACACAAAUGAGAUGUACUGAAAAAUAUUUUUGGGAUUUAGCAUCUUUCCAAAAUUUGUGAUACGUAAUGUUGGCGAAAGAUGCAAUUCACUAAUCAGUUUCACACAAAAACAAAUAAUACUUUACUAGUACUUUUGUUUUUUGACAAACUAAGACUUUCUUGACCUGCAAACUGACAUGUUAAGAUGAUUUAAUUCAUGACACAAAACGCACACUACGCUAAUGAACAUGAACAUAUUUGAUAUUGCAGCAUUCUGGAAAUCCUCAUCUUUGCUGAAAUAGGAUUGAUUGACUUCUGUUUUUCUGUAUUUUGCAUGGUGGCAGCCUAAACACAUCACAGCAUUUAAACGGCUAAAGUUACAGGAUUACAGAUAUUCCGCAAAUUAAAUGUCCUUUAAAGGCUUUUUUCAAAAUUGGUGUAUUUGACAUAUUUUAAAGAAUAUGCUCAUGUAAUGUUGGUUUUCAUUAUGUAUAUUGAACAAGAAAAGAAGUGUAAUUCACUGAGCAGGUUCACACAAAAAUUAAGUGUUUUACUGUCUUUGUGACAAACUGAACCUUUCUUCACUUGAAAUAUUCUGUUUUCAAUUGACAAACAUCAUAUGUGUAAUUUAUAUCAAAAUUCAAACGGGAUCAGUAAAUCAUUUGUCUCAUUUUUUCUGAAAUAAGGUCAGAUCAAGUGCCCUCUGAAGGAGCAGGAAAUCACUUUUAUACAGUUUAAAUGCCUGAGUAUUUACCACAAAGGGAGGAUCUAAUGAGAAUAAGCUUCAUAUUGCAUCAUGGGAAAUGUAGGAAUUAGUGUUUUUGGAGCUGAACCCACACUAGGAAUUAAAUGUUGUCUUCUGAUUUCAUGAAAAAGGAUUCUGCCAACUGCAAACAAGACAAUUUAUGGUUUAAAUGACAUAAAAAUACCAAAUAUUACUUAAAAAUGGACAUUUGUGAUUAUUAAAUUACUUUAAAACUCACUAAAAAUCCUGAUGUGUGCAGAAGACAUCUCACCACUGCCAAGAUUAUUGUGUUUCUAAAGAUUUCUCCCUAUAAUAAUUAUAAAUUUUGUGCACAAAGGAUGUUUUCUUGCAUUUUGAGAAUUUGUGUUCAGAAUCCUACAAUCCCACUGACUGACACUGAACUCCUGUCUGAAUUACCUGGAAAGUCCUGUGGAAGGACUGGAAGCCUCCGAGGCAUCGCCCUUUACAACAACAACAACAAAAAACUUUUUGUAGUUUUGUAAUAGUUUUGUCAGAUAACACAACGUCUGCUCGGUCAGCCUUUGUAAAGCGUUUGCUAGCAGAGUUACACUUUUAUUUUUUGUACUAAUGUCUCGAUGCCUUAUUUGGAUCGGCUUCAGUUCUCCUGUUGGUGACGUUGAACCUAAAUCUGACUCUGAAUGAGGGAACUUUCAGGUGUUGGACUGAAAAACCUCUGACAUGGUGAGCUGGCUCACUGUUAUGAUUGUACUCACUGAAACCUGUUGAGCUCAUUUUAAAGAAGUGUUGUUUUUUUUUUUUUAGCUCAGUAAUUUAUUGUUUUAAUCCUCAUUUAAACAGCCGCUCUUGUGCUUGUCUUUUCCUCCUCGAAGGGUGAAAAUAGACCUUUUUUUUUUUAAUGUUCCAUACAAGGAACUGGAUGCUUCAGAGUAUUUUAAACUUGUGUUUAGGAUUGUACAGUAUUGUAGAACCAGUAGGUAAACAGAGUUAGGACAGAUCUCUACAGCUUUGUGCUUAGAAAUAAUGAAAUGCUGACAUCCUGUGGUUGGUUUAGGCUAAGAGUAUCUCUACAGAGAUACGCAGUAGAAGAGUAGACAUGUAGAAAAGUUUUCCAAAUAAGAAGAAAAACUAAUCAGAUCUUGCAUUUGAAUGCUAUUAUUUUGAAUUAUGUGAAUAUGCUUUAUGAUAUCUGACUAUAUUUCAGUGCUGAAACUCAAAAUGGUUUGAAAAAUUGUGUGUCAAAGUAGCUGCAGUUGAACAAAUUUGGUGGUCUUCAGUGUCUUUAAAUGAGUUCUGGUUAUAGUGACAUUGUUGAGGAGUUUGAAGAAACGCUGGAGCUGAAACAAUACAACUUUUAUCUGCCUUGG